This is a messenger RNA of Sapajus apella (tufted capuchin), 4493 nucleotides long. RefSeq names its product leucine rich repeat LGI family member 4 (gene LGI4). NCBI's taxonomy places the organism in Eukaryota, Metazoa, Chordata, Mammalia, Primates, Cebidae. The record is from RefSeq and is a predicted model, not a curated record. The transcript has 11 exons. Gene Ontology annotation, biological process: myelination in peripheral nervous system; neuron maturation. Gene Ontology annotation, molecular function: protein binding. The coding region runs from base 2208 to 3824 and encodes 538 amino acids.
GCGGUGGGCGCGCAGGUGGAGCGUGGGAGACGUCAGGUGCCAGGGGAGUCCUGUGGGGGUGAAAAGGGUGAGAGGCGAGGGGACUGGUGUAAGGAGGCCCAGAUAUGGACGAGAGGCAGGCUCGGGGUCCGCCAGAAGUGAGGAGCACCCAGGAGCAGCUUAAGUGCCUGGCAGGAGGCUUCCAAGCCGGUUAACAGGACCCUGUUUAUCAUACCCGAUAGUCAGCAGAGGAAGCCAAGAGCUGAAAGGCAUGGCUCAAACCACAAGCUGCUGGGGUCUGCUCCUCUAGGACCUGGAUCCGGAGCCCACCCCAAAGCCUGCUGACCACUGUGGGAUGCCCACCUGUGCUGAACCCCAAAAGGAUGAGGUGCCUCCAUCACCUGAGUCCUCUCCACAGCUGGGAAGUGGGUGCCACGAUUGCCCCCAUUUGACAGAUGGGAAAACUGAGGCCGCACAGGACUGGGCCUGGAACCCAGAUCUGUGUGACCUCCAAGCUAGUGCUGUUAAGACCCCUUAUCCUCCAACAAGGCUUUGGACGUGGGCACCAGUGUCGAGCAAGGCUGCAUUCCUCAAUCACAGGGCGAGUCUUGUCCCCAGGUGAUAGGUGGUACAGCCUAGGGGUUAGGUUUAGAGCUGAUGAGAGCCAGGAAAUAAAUCACAUAACUUCCCUGUGCCUCAGUUUCCACAUCUGUAAAGCAGGGAGAGCAGUACUGCCCAUCUCACAGGAUGGCUGUGAAGACUGAGUGAGUAGAUUGCCACCUGGUUGCAGCUGAAUAAACAUUACUACUAUUUCAUGUUGGCUAACAAGUGUCAUUGACUUAUUUUUCUUAUUUAAUGGACAGAAUCUAUCCAAAUGACUAAAAGCUUAGUCCAGAUUAAAACAACCAAUUAUCCAUCUAUCCAUGAACUCUGAUCUCCAAAGAAAGAAUGCAAAAUAACCUGGAGCGGCCCUGGAGCCGAUGCCUGGGUUUGAAUCCUGGCUGUGCCCCCAGCUGGGUAGCCUCAAGUUCAGGUUCUUUGACCUCUGUCUCCACUUCCUCCUGCUUUAUAGUGGUGAUGGUAACAGCACCAACCUCAGAGGGCUGCGGCAAGGUCAGAAUGAGUUAAUGCGUGCGUUUUCAGAACAAGGCCAGGAGCAGAGUAGACACUGAAGAAGGGGUGGCGUGAUCAUCAUCUUCUUCAUCAUCAUUGUCAUCAUCAUUAUCAUGUCCUUGGGUUGGUGCCGCCCCCCAGUGGGUGUUGAGCACUCGAGGGUUAAUUUCAGGGUAGGGGAGGGAGGCUGUGGGCUUGGGGCCGGGCAGAGGUCCUGCAGAAUGUGACCACCAGAGGGAGCAGCUGGACCUGAACUGGCCCCACUGACAGCGCCCAACGCGCCCUCCUGGAGCCAGGGGAGGGGGCUGGCAGAGAGUGGCCAGGAUGGGAUGUCCCCAGCCCCCAGUGGCCUCUCCUCCCACCCAGCCCCGGUCUGCAGAGCCAUCCGGUCCCCACCCUGGUGACAUCCUCCUCCUGCUCCCUCAGUAGGGUCGAGUGGGGAAUCUGGAGAGGGGGCUGGCGGGAGUGGCAGGGCGGCUCCAGCCCUUGAUGGCCCCUCCCCCUCCUGUGGGGCCGUCCAGUCCCUUCCCCAAGGCCGACCUUCCCAUGGCCUCUGACCCCCUCCUCCUCCCCACCCUACUCUGCCAGGCGCACCGGGUGUCCAGAGAACCCCAUUCCCAAACCUUCAGGGAGCAGGGACGUGGGAGGAGGCAAAAAAACUACAGGCAGGGAGCUGGAAGGGGGGUGGGGGGGGCAGGAGACAAGAAAUCAAGACACCCAGCAGUGUGACACACACACACACACACACACACACACACACACACACACACACACUCACACACAGAGGCCAACAGACAGCUACCUAAAGCCUGAAAGACUGACAGCAACACAGAAAAAGACAGAACGAGAGACAAAGACAGAAAUAGAAACAGACGAACACGCAGAUUCAGAAACAUAGCGACAGAAAGCCAGGGAGAAAGAGAAAAUUAGACACCAAGGAGAUACGAACAGGGAGAGAGGCCAACUGAAAGAAAGACGGAGAAGAGGAGAGAGAAGCCAGGGCCCAGCGUGCCAGCAGGCGGAUGGAGGGCGGCCUGGCGGAGGAGGAGACGUAGUGGCCUGGGCUGAGCUGGGUGGGCUGGGAGAAGCUGGUGCCUCAGCGAGGGGGUGGGGACAUGGGAGGGGCAGGCAUUCUGCUGCUGCUGCUGCUGGCUGGGGCGGGGGCGGUGGUGGCCUGGAGACCCCCAAAGGGAAAGUGUCCCCUGCGCUGCUCCUGCUCCAAAGACAGUGCCCUGUGUGAGGGCUCCCCGGACCUGCCCGUCAGCUUCUCUCCAACCCUGCUGUCACUCUCACUCGUCAGGACUGGAGUCACCCAGCUGAAGGCCGGCAGCUUCCUGAGAAUUCCAUCUCUGCACCUGCUCCUCUUCACCUCCAAUUCCUUCUCCGUGAUUGAGGACGACGCGUUCGCAGGCCUGUCCCACCUGCAGUACCUCUUCAUCGAGGACAAUGAGAUUGGCUCCAUCUCUAAGAACGCCCUCAGAGGACUUCGCUCACUCACACACCUAAGCCUGGCCAAUAACCAUCUGGAGGCCCUCCCCAGAUUCCUGUUCCGAGGCUUGGAGACCCUUACUCACGUGGACCUCCGCGGGAACCCGUUCCAGUGUGACUGCCGCAUCCUCUGGCUCCUGCAGUGGAUGCCCACCAUGAACGCCAGCGUGGGGACCGGCGCCUGUGCGGGUCCCACCGCCCUGAGCCACAUGCAGAUCCACCACCUCGACCCCAAGACCUUCAAGUGCAGAGCCAUAGAGCUGUCCUGGUUCCAGACGGUGGGGGAGUCGGCGCUGAGCGUAGAGCUCUUCUCCUACCAGGGGGAGCCUCACAUCGUGCUGGCACAGCCCUUCGCCAGCCGCUGCCUGAUCCUCUCCUGGGACUACAGCCUGCAGCGCUUCCGGCCGGAGGAAGAGCUGCCCGCGCCCUCCGUGGUGUCCUGCAAGCCGCUGGUGCUGGGCCCCAGCCUCUUCGUGCUGGCUGCCCGCCUGUGGGGGGGCUCACAGCUGUGGGCCCGGCCCAGCCCCGGCCUGCGCCUGGCCCCGACGCAGACCCUGGCCCCGAGGCGGCUGCUGCGGCCCAAUGACGCCGAGCUCCUGUGGCUAGAAGGGCAGCCCUGCUUCGUGGUGGCCGACGCCUCCAAGGCGGGCAGCACCACGUUGCUGUGCCGCGACGGGCCCGGCUUUUACCCGCACCAGAGCCUGCACGCCUGGCACCGGGACACGGACGCCGAGGCCCUGGAGCUGGACGGCCGGCCCCAUCUGCUGCUGGCCUCGGCCUCCCAGCGGCCCGUGCUCUUCCACUGGACCGGUGGCCGCUUCGAGAGACGCACGGACAUCCCUGAGGCAGAGGAUGUCUACGCCACACGCCACUUCCAGGCUGGUGGGGACGUGUUCCUGUGCCUCACACGCUACAUUGGGGACUCCAUGGUCAUGCGCUGGGACGGUUCCAUGUUUCGUCUGCUGCAGCAACUUCCCUCAAGAGGUGCCCACGUCUUCCAGCCCCUGCUCAUCGCCAGGGACCAGCUGGCCAUCCUGGGCAGCGACUUCGCCUUCAGCCAGGUCCUCCGCCUUGAGCCUGACAAGGGGCUCCUGGAGCCACUGCAGGAGCUGGGGCCCCCAGCCCUGGUGGCCCCCCGUGCCUUUGCCCACGUCACCAUCGCCGGCAGACGCUUCCUCUUUGCUGCUUGCUUUAAGGGCCCCACCCAGAUCUACCAGCAUCACGAGAUCGACCUCAGUGCUUGAGACCCCCAAUGGGACUCUGGGCAUGGCUGGGGCCCCUGGAUGGCCCCUUGGCUGGUUCCCGGCCCCACUUGGGGUGGCGGCUUGCCUGUCAGCUGCUGACCACGGGCCACAUUCAUCAGUCACAGGUCUAGACCUUAAGCCCACGCACCUGUGGGGGGACAUAGAGGGUCCUAGCCUAGUCGACCUCCCAAGCUGCUCACAGGUCUAAAGCAACAUCUGGACAUCUCUGCUGGGGCAGAUUCCCCAUCAAAGGCAACCUGGGGGUGCAGGCUGGUGCACUGCAUGGAGUCGAGGUGGGGGUCACGUGCAGAGCUCCAUGAGGUCUGGAAGCUCCCCUCUCAACCUGCUCCCACCCUGGUCCCCCUGAAAGCACUGAGGGAUUGAUGGCAUUCCUUUCCCAUUCUAAACUCCACACAGCCGAUCUGCUUUCCUGGAGAAGCGCCAAACUCGAAGACAACUCAGCGCUGGGCGGGUUCCCCUCUGCUGCUUGUGCGCAUGCGUGCGGCCGCCCUGGGCGCUGUGCCUCUUGCGCCUCCUGCGCGUGCGCGGGACACAAGGCGUGACAGCGAGAAAUGUCGCAGGGAGCCCGGUGCCCUCCUGGAUGGGCGACGGGGGCAAGGACAAGAAGAAUCCGAGCUCAAUAAAUGCGCUGUGCACCCGCCCCGCCCA